Molecule: messenger RNA, 1252 nt
Organism: Ricinus communis (castor bean)
Lineage: Eukaryota; Viridiplantae; Streptophyta; Magnoliopsida; Malpighiales; Euphorbiaceae
Product: protein PHLOEM PROTEIN 2-LIKE A1
Exons: 3
Coding region: 196-927 (243 amino acids)
Source: RefSeq, a predicted model, not a curated record
AUAUAAUUAUAACUUGCCCUAAAAGAUGUAGUUCAAAUGAGUUGAGACUUUGAGUGGAGUUGGGAAUCAUAAAUUUAUCUGCAGAAAAAGGUUAUGGCUUGUUUAUUAGCUAAUAGAAAGUAAAAGAAAUACUGCUGCGGCAAUGUCAUGGUAUAAAAACAGUAGAUUAUUGAAGAAACUGGUGAUUAUGAAAAGAUGGGAGCUGCACAGUCACAGACAAGUGAAGCAAAGGAGUCGGAAUACACAGAGGAGAAAAGAGAGGUAGAAAAUGAAAAUGAUGCACAAGUGGUAAAGCUUCCAUAUAAUUAUGAAUCUAUACUGAGAGAAGCAGAUCCAACAUCAGAUGAUACUUCUGCAACAGAUAAGCAGCUGUAUGAUCAACUCUGCCAUGGAGUUUUCUUGAACCAAAAGAAAAAGAAAUAUUGGGUUGAAAAGAAGUCCAACAGCAACUGCUUUUUAUUGUUUGCUAAGGAUCUCUUAAUCACUUGGGCUGAUGAUGAUCGUUUCUGGCAUUGGUCUCGCCUAUAUGAGUCAAGUAAUGUCUUUGUGGAUGUUGCUGAACUAUUAAACGUUUGUUGGCUGGAAAUACAUGGAAGAUUCGAUACAGCAAAGCUCUCUCCAGGUAUUCUAUAUGAAGCUGUAUUUCUGAUAAUGCUGAAAGACCCUGCUUAUGGAUGGGAAGUGCCAGUUAACCUAAGACUCACCCUUCCGAAUGGAACCAAGCAAGAACACAAAGAAUACCUAGUAACAAAACCUAGAGCACAAUGGAUAGAAGUUCCAGCCGGUGAGUUUGUAUCUUCACCAGAUAAUAUUGGGCGGAUAGAAAUUUCUAUGUAUGACUACGAAGGUGGGAAAUGGAAGAGAGGACUUGUGGUCAAAGGCGUCACUCUUCGACCAAAAAAUCAGGUUUCAAAUAUUGAUGCAUGACUUGCAAAUCAUACAGGACCGGGACUUUAUAAUGAUUAAUAUUCCUGCCACUAAUUAGUUCAAGUUGAAGAAAGAGUGGAAUCCAGAUAAGGUUCAGACGUACUAUUGACAUGGUUUCUGUCAAUUGGUAAUAUACUAAAUGCUACUGCUAAAUGCACCGAUUUAACAAGUCAUCACAUGUUAAUCAAAACGGAACUAAUGCAAAGAUUUAUCAUAUCCUGAUUGCUAUUCCAAGCCAAAGGAAAUGGAAAAUAGAUGCAUCCACAUCAUUCUGUCUAUUAUAAAUUUAUAGGGUUGCAGAAACCAACAGUCUAUUAUAAGCUUA